GAAGUUUCGUCAACUUUUCAUAAAAUAAAAUCAUAAAUCGGAAACUGCUGGGUUGAGGACGAGGACCAGCGUCCCCCAGUCGCGAGUGACAUUCGAGGUAACGGCACCCUAUCCCGUCCGAAAAUACCAUCGUCGAACAGGUGUCUCGAACGAAAUGUGUGCCAGUUCCCAGCGUAAUUAACUGACGAGGGGCGUGAAUAAUACAAAAGUGUAUCGAUCGCCGAGAUAAUCGGUCCCGGGGACGACGGCGUCUCUGCUAAACCAACUCGGUGGGCGCUCGCCCUCCGGUCCAGAACCAGGCAGGACGCUAGAACUGUGUACAGAACUGCCGGCGAUGUUCCACCGGAGAAGUGACACUAGCUAGGGACUCAAGAGCAUCACACUGCGCGACCCUCAGUCGGGUGCGCGCUAUGCGGGCGGCAGCAAGGUGAAGGCAGCCGUGGCGAGCAUGCCGCACCAGUUCGGCGGGGCGGGCGCGGGCGCGGGUGCGCUGGCGGGCGGCGCCUCGCCGCCUGCGCAGCACGCGGCGUUAUUCCCGCGAUAUGGCGGCGCAGCAGGACCUGGCGCCGGCGCCUACCGUCCAGAAGAACGUCGUCUUACUCGUGAAGCUAUGGAGCGCUACCUGCGCGACCGCUCCGACAUGGUCGUAGUCAUUCUACACGCGAAGGUAGCUCAGAAAUCUUAUGGAAACGAGAAAAGGUUCUUCUGCCCGCCACCAUGUAUCUAUCUGUUUGGAGAUGGUUGGCGACUGCGGCGCGAGCGCAUGCUUCGAGAGGGAGAGACUGAGCAGGCAGCACAGCUGUGUGCAUUCAUUGGCAUUGGUAACUCUGACCAGGACAUGCAGCAGCUGGACCUCAACAAUGGCAAGCAGUACUGUGCCGCCAAGACUUUGUACAUAUCUGACUCUGACAAGAGAAAGCACUUUAUGCUGUCGGUUAAGAUGUUCUAUGGUAAUGGGCAUGACAUUGGUAUUUUCAAUAGCAAGAGAAUAAAAGUGAUAUCAAAGCCCUCAAAAAAGAAGCAAUCCUUAAAGAAUGCAGAUUUGUGCAUUGCAAGUGGAACAAAGGUAGCUCUGUUUAAUAGGUUGAGGUCACAAACAGUAUCAACGAGGUAUCUGCAUGUGGAGAAUGGUAACUUCCAUGCAUCCUCCACACAGUGGGGAGCGUUCACAAUACACCUGCUGGAUGACAAUGAGAGUGAGUCUGAAGAAUUUGCUGUAAGAGAUGGAUAUGUUCACUAUGGAUCCACUGUAAAGCUAGUAUGUUCCGUAACAGGCAUGGCACUACCCAGACUAAUAAUAAGAAAGGUGGAUAAGCAAAUGGCCUUAUUAGAAGCGGAUGAUCCAGUAUCUCAAUUGCAUAAAUGUGCAUUUUACAUGAAGGACACGGAACGCAUGUAUUUGUGUCUAUCGCAAGAGAGAAUAAUACAGUUUCAAGCCACACCAUGCCCUAAGGAACCUAAUAAGGAGAUGAUCAAUGACGGAGCUUGCUGGACCAUUAUAUCCACUGAUAAAGCCGAAUACCAAUUUUAUGAGGGCAUGGGACCUGUAAGGUCCCCCGUAACUCCAGUGCCGCUAGUCCACUCGCUAAACCUCAACGGCGGCGGUGACGUAGCAAUGUUGGAGUUAGCUGGCGACAACUUCACGCCUUCCUUGCAAGUGUGGUUCGGUGACGUGGAAGCGGAGACCAUGUACCGCUGUGCUGAGUCCAUGCUGUGCGUCGUACCUGACAUCUCACAGUUCCGAGGACAAUGGCUCUGGGUCCGACAGCCCACACAGUCUUCUUCUCCGCUUCAGGUACCGGUGUCGCUGGUGAGGAACGACGGCAUAAUAUACGCGACGGGGCUGACGUUCACGUACACGCCGGAGCCGGGCCCGCGGCCCGUGUGCGCGCCCGUGGACGACGUGAUGCGGCCGGACGCGGCGCCGGCCUGGCACCACGACCACGGCGCGCACCGCCUGCCCGACAACUCGCUGCAAUAGCCCAUGGACUGCAGGCUGGACGACGACAGCCUGCAGUUAUAAACUCACUCUGUGGCAACUCUAAAACUGUGUUAUGUGACUCCAAAGAACCGAGCCGUCUCGUACAACGGACAAGUGACUUUCGCACGAAAGACAUUUGGUGAGUGAUUCAAAGACAUCCCUAAUGUAUAAUUUCGAUAGUGCCUAAUGUCUAUUCAUCAUAGCAUGAUCUCUGGCGGGGUUUGUGCUGCACGCUGAAUGGACGGGUAAUAUUUUUGAAAAUUGUAUUUUAAGUCGUUCAAAUGAAAUGUAUGCUGUUAGAAACGGCGUAAAUAUUUUAUUCGCGCAAGCAUGUUGCGUCAGUGACUCGACCUGCUUAUUGAGGCGGUGUCUCCAGGAGGGGGAAUGUACAAUAGAAAUUAUGUAGCUCAUUAGAUUGUGCAAUAUUUAACGAUUUUACUUUUGCGACUGAUUCCAUGAUGACAGAAAUGCACGUGGAUAUACGUACACCGUACAGGUCUCUCUUGUGGAGAUGUGGCCCUGAUGCUGGGUAUCAGAACUCUUUGAGAGAUAAGUUUAACAGAUCAUGUUACGGUCUAUAGAAUAUAGAAAGCUUUAUAAUUAAUGAAAGUGCCACUUCGCGAGGCGAUCGCUUUGCUUGAGAGCUUAGACCGCAGGGCGCCGCAGAAUACUAUGUCAACACGAACGACGUGUGCCUAAAUAUAUCGUAAAAGUAUAUGUUUGUAUAUCUACGAGAUUAUUACACCAAAACUAUGAUUAAGGUUAAAAUUCAGCAAUAAAAGCAAGUUGUGACAAGAAAAUAUAAAAUAGAAGAAUUUGUGAUAAAUACUGAGUAGGCUCUACUGUGUUUCGAGACGUGACAAUUUGAUUGGUUGCAGCUAUGGAAAUUAUUUUUUAUGUUAUUUUUAAGGAAAUUUACAAACUGGUGUAGAACUGAUAGACAAGUAGAGCUGUACGUAUGAAUAUGUAAUCUAUUUCGCUGUAUCAAUAAUUCCUGUUGUCACACGGUUAGCGGGUUGAAACUGGGCCAAUAACUCUUGUUUACUGAAUCAAUAACUGCGAUGUUACCUGCGAUGGUUUAUGUUCAUAAUAUUGCUGAUUAAUGGCUGUUUGUCUCAGAAAGAUUUUAUUUAAUUUGUAUAAUAUUUUAAUGGCCCACUGAAUAUACAUUAUGAGCCAUUUUUACUUAUAGAAGACAAAAUCUGCUAACGCUACUCGUUGUACAUGUUUAUUGAAAGAAACGUAUAAGUGUAAAGUCUGUGUAAUUUGAGUAAAAUAAAGUCUGGGCACCAUUUUCCUCUCGUAUAAAUACUCAGGGUAUUUGCCCUUAUUUCAACCAGUUAACUAUACUGUAUACACUACGUACGAUAUGUAUAGAAUAUUUUACUACCUUCUUAAUUCCUAGUCCUAAUAAUGAUUUCACAUUUCUUACCAAUUUUACUCGCCAUUAAAAAGCGCUUUUGGAAUGCACAAUUAGUUUUAAAUUACUCGCAAUAAUUGCCAACAGAGCUCGUCAAAGCAUUGUUUGUAAAACGUUCUGAUAGGUAUACAGGGAGGUAGUUCCUACUCCGGCAUUUAAUAUACACCAAUACUGAUAGUUCGUUCAUUGUCAUCGUCAUAAAGAGAUCUCUCUGCUCUUAGAUUUGUUUCUUUGGGGCCAAAUAGUUGUAAUAUCCAUGACAAGUCAUUGCGUUUAUACUAUAAUACUAUUCUAACUUUAUAUAAGUUUACGUUUGUUUGGGUAAAGGAAAAUGAACUCUACGAGAUUUAUUUUAAGAGUGAUUUUAAUGUAAUUGGUUUGUAUAAAUUAAGUAGAUAUCCUAGAUGAUUAGUUAGUUACAAAUUGAGUUAGAAAAGAGCCAAAUAAGUCCUUUUAUCUCAGAAUACUUGGUGAAGUAUUUGUUUCUUUACAUUGCUUUAGUUGUUUACGUACCGACUAUGUUUGCUUAUGUGCCCGCAAGUCAAUCGGUCUCAAUGUGUAUGCACAAUUUAUCUAAUUAACUACACUUGGUUGACGAUUAUAAUAAAAUCCAUUAAAGACACGUAGUGUGUCGUUGUACGUAUGUAUAUUUACGGAGAUUUUAAACGAACAAUACAUGUAGUUUAGUAGCUAGCGUUAGUCCAUAGCACUGUAUGAGCUCUGCACAUCGGACGCGAUGCGACGCGACUGUGUCUGUGUCCACAGAUUCUUUUAUUAUUUGUUGCGUAAAACACGUCGCACACACGACAUCGCGUUCAAUGUGCAGACUCCUCAAAUAAGUAAAUGAUUAAAAAAUGAAAUUAUAAAUUUUACAAAUUCUAUUUAUUUUAUGCCAAUAUAAUUUCUUGCGAGAAAUGUAUUGUUUUAUGAAAACGGAUUUGAUGUGUAUUUUUAAUAAAAAAACGUGUGAUUUCGAACAUUCCAUGUGGAAAGUGUAAUAAGAAGUACAAAAAAUAUCAAUAUUUUUGUAGCAAAACGAUAUAAUCUUAUGGAAUUGGUAAAGUUACAGUAUUACAAGGAAAUUAGUAUUAAACGCGAUGAAUAGACAGUAAUAAUGUCGUCAAUUUUGUAAAACGAUAAGUAAAUGAUUUGUCAUUUAAAAACUGUUUACUCCUUUUUAUCAUUUUACAUUUGGUAUUUCUAUAUUUGGAAAUGGUCAUAUUUAAGUGGUUACUGCUCGGGUGCGACAGCGAGCCGGUGUACAAACUGUACAAAGCGUGUACAACAAAUGAUAAAGGAGCAGUGAUUCUGAAAUAUGAAUAAAUAUUUUUUAAUAAAAACUGAAUUUAAUUAA
Spodoptera frugiperda (fall armyworm) is the source of this 4755-nucleotide messenger RNA. RefSeq names its product suppressor of hairless protein (gene Su(H)). Gene Ontology annotation, molecular function: RNA polymerase II cis-regulatory region sequence-specific DNA binding; DNA-binding transcription activator activity, RNA polymerase II-specific. The record is from RefSeq and is a predicted model, not a curated record. Lineage: Eukaryota; Metazoa; Arthropoda; Insecta; Lepidoptera; Noctuidae. Gene Ontology annotation, biological process: regulation of transcription by RNA polymerase II. The transcript has 4 exons. Bases 449 to 1981 code for a protein of 510 amino acids. Gene Ontology annotation, cellular component: nucleus.